UGGCCGUGGUUAUCAAUUCCAACAUUUGGCGGUCAUCGGCGCACGUGUUCAGUUGGAAGUUGGAAGCGUUGAGCGGCAACAUCACGUAGAUACAAUUUUAUCUGCAAAUCGCAAUGACCUAUUUUUUCGCACUCUCCUCUGCGCUUGAUUUUCAAAACCAAGGUCGUAUCACAAAUCAUCUAAUCCACACACUUUGAUUUUCUACUAAUUUCUGAAUUUGCAGGUUCCGUUUUCGUCGCUGUUUCACUUCAUCCAUCGACAUAAUGAACGAUUUGACGAAAAAAAAAUGUGUUCCUUGCAACUCAAAGGAUUUGCGACCAAUGACCGAGGAUGCAGCAAAAGGUUUGGUUCGAGAGCUGGCUGAGUGGAACCUUAUAAAUGAAGAUGGUAAACUAAAGUUGAACCGAUCAUUGAAGGUGAAGAGUUUUCUUAAAGGAAUGGAGUUGUUUGAACUUAUAGCCGAAGUUGCAGAAGCAGAGGGCCAUCACCCUAAUCUUCAUCUAGUUGGAUGGAACAACGUAACGAUUGAGAUAUGGACAGACGCGGUAGGUGGACUGACUGAAAAUGACUUCAUACUCGCUUCCAAGAUCAAUAAGCUCGAUGCUCAUCACCUACUGAGCCUGAACGCUUCUAUUAGCAGUCAACAUGACUGUUGAUCACGAACCAAACACUCCAACACUCGACCUUAUGUUCUUGUCCCAAGUCGAGAUCCCCUGGUUCUCUCUUCAUACAUUACGCGUUGCUUUAGUUCAGUUUUGCAGUUUGAAAGAUGUUUAUUUUAUUUGUGGGGUUUAACGAAGAAUUGCUAUUCUUUUUU
Molecule: messenger RNA, 817 nt
Organism: Cucurbita moschata (crookneck pumpkin)
Lineage: Eukaryota; Viridiplantae; Streptophyta; Magnoliopsida; Cucurbitales; Cucurbitaceae
Product: putative pterin-4-alpha-carbinolamine dehydratase
Exons: 5
Coding region: 264-656 (130 amino acids)
Biological process (GO): tetrahydrobiopterin biosynthetic process
Cellular component (GO): mitochondrion
Molecular function (GO): 4-alpha-hydroxytetrahydrobiopterin dehydratase activity
Source: RefSeq, a predicted model, not a curated record